ACACAACAAUGUGAUGAUGCAAGACGUGUUGCGUUUAUAUAUAGGCAACGUAUCCGCAGACCAAGUCAUCUGGACUAGUUAACGUUACAUUGGGUACAACUAGCAGGUUAUACUGAUGUAGGUUAGGAGCAAAUUAGCUGCGCGUCCUGGAAAACGUCGCAAACAUUUACGAGUUGCAACAGGAACCAGCAACAUUUUUCUUCCUGAACACAAAGGUUGAGAAGACAGCAGGCUGCGUGUUGAUGUAACAGAACAACCGGAACAGAACAGAGCUGAAGAUUAGAUGGACGGGUUUGCAGGUGACAUACUGAGCGGUGGCCGGGCGUUGCUAGGUGAGGACAGCUCGGUCAUGGCCCGCAUGCAGAAGAAGUUUUGGAAGACGAAGCAGGUUCUGAUCAAGGCCACAGGGAAGAAGGAGGAUGAGUACGUGGUGGCUUCUGAUGCCGACCUCGACGCCAAGCUGGAGUUGUUCCACUCGGUACAGACCACCUCCACUGAGCUGUUGAAGGUGAUUGAGAAAUACCAGCGAAGGAUCACACAUCUGUCUCAGGAGGAGAAUGAGUUGGGGAUGUUUCUGAGGUUCCAGGCAGAACACGACCGCACCAAGGCUGGCAACAUGAUGGACGCAACUAGCAAGGCCCUGUGUGCCUCGGCCAAGCAGAGGCUGGUCCUGUGCCCGCCCCUACACCGGAUGGAGCAGGAGGUGGAGACGUUUCGGCGGCGUGCGAUCGCUGACACGCUCCUGACCGUGACCCGGAUGGAGAAAUCCAGGACGGAAUACCGUGGAGCGCUGCUCUGGAUGAAGGACGUCUCUCAGGAACUCGACCCGGACACCUGUAAACAUCUGGACAAGUUCCGCAAGGUGCAGUCCCAGGUCAGAGGUUCGAAGGACCUGUUUGAGAAGCUGAAGAACGAUGUGUGUCAGAAGGUUGACAUGCUGGGAGCCUCCCGUUGUAACAUGCUGUCUCACUCUCUCUGCACAUACCAGAUCACCCUCCUCCAGUUCUGGGAGAGGACCGCCUGUGUGAUGAGUGGGAUUCAUGAGUCUUUUAAAGGCCUUGUCCCCUACCAGUUCACCACUCUCAAGGCACUCCGGGACCCUCUGGAGCAGCUGACUGAUUUAGACCUAACCAACCGGGACCAUAACAAAGAGAAGGACAUACUGAGUAACAGUCUGGUCUCUCUGGAUGAAGAGAAGCCAUCAGAAUCAGCCUCUGGCCCCUUCCAUGCUGCUGAUGGACUGAGCCACACCAGUGAAAGCUCUCUGUGUGCUAGUCUGGACUCUGCCCUGUGUGACCUCAGUGGGCAUCUCAGUACAGCCAGCACCGAUGACGACCUCUUACUCCUGGCCUGUGACCAGCCCCAGCCUGGCCUCUCCUCCUCCAUGCAGCCUCUGGCCCCUCUACAGACCACAGCAGCCUCUGGUGGUCCCUGGGUGUUUGGAGGUGGGGACCUCUCUGGAAGCUCUCUACUGCAGCAGGGUCCCAGGGUGGGGGACAAGGAGAGGAGGACAGAGAGACUGGGGACAUGGCCUUUCUGA
This is a messenger RNA of Oncorhynchus kisutch (coho salmon), 1540 nucleotides long. RefSeq names its product islet cell autoantigen 1-like protein. The transcript has 13 exons. The record is from RefSeq and is a predicted model, not a curated record. Gene Ontology annotation, biological process: regulation of transport. Lineage: Eukaryota; Metazoa; Chordata; Actinopteri; Salmoniformes; Salmonidae. Bases 284 to 1540 code for a protein of 418 amino acids. Gene Ontology annotation, cellular component: Golgi apparatus. Gene Ontology annotation, molecular function: protein domain specific binding.